AUGAGCGUUUGCUCAGAUAGAGUAAACAUUCCCGAGUCAAAUGGUAGCAGCAACGAGAUGUGCAUCUGUAAUUGGACUACUCUUAGACUCAAGGCGGACAAACUGCGCACCCAACAGGAGCUUGAGCGACUUCAAGCCAAGUACAUCGGUACCGGUCACCCAGACACGACAUCGUGGGAAUGGCGAACUAACGUUGCGCGCGACACGUACUCGAGCCUUGUCGGUCACCCUUCGCAAUUAGCUUACAUCUCGCUCGCGCAAAACGAACCCGCCGCUAAAGUUCGAGCCCAGCUUCUACGAAAGAUGAUACAGCCGUGUGGUCCGCCUCCUCCCCGUGAAGGCGAAGAGCCCAUACGCGGGCAUAAUUAA
Daldinia decipiens is the source of this 369-nucleotide messenger RNA. Its product is annotated as splicing factor 3B subunit 10-domain-containing protein. The transcript has 2 exons. Gene Ontology annotation, biological process: mRNA splicing, via spliceosome. The record is from RefSeq and is a predicted model, not a curated record. Gene Ontology annotation, cellular component: precatalytic spliceosome; U2 snRNP. Lineage: Eukaryota; Fungi; Ascomycota; Sordariomycetes; Xylariales; Hypoxylaceae. The coding region runs from base 1 to 369 and encodes 122 amino acids.